Messenger RNA from Toxorhynchites rutilus septentrionalis, 2939 nucleotides. RefSeq names its product UDP-glucosyltransferase 2-like. The coding region runs from base 1011 to 2564 and encodes 517 amino acids. The record is from RefSeq and is a predicted model, not a curated record. The transcript is spliced from 2 exons. NCBI's taxonomy places the organism in Eukaryota, Metazoa, Arthropoda, Insecta, Diptera, Culicidae. Gene Ontology annotation, molecular function: UDP-glycosyltransferase activity.
GCGAACAUCCCCUUUAAUAUCAGUUUCUGAGACUCUUGAACAACGACUGUUUAUUGCGUCGAGAGAGAAAAAAUAUUCAUGCUGGACUCAGCGGAUUAUAUUAACAUUCGAGUUGAUAGUUUAGAGCCAGCAGUCAAAUGUAUUAAAGGCGGUGUAACGAACUGAGGAGUGCAAAACUUGAUGCUUCUCUGACAGGUGACUUCAUUGAUUGAUUAGAAGUGUUAGAAUAGUGGAAAAAAAUUCAAUGUGAGGUGUAUAGAACACCACAACUCGCCGAAACAAACUCACAAACAGUGAAUAACUCUUAGCAAAUUUUGAUAACGUUGUUGCGUCGGUUUGUUUACACCGUGCUGAGCUCAGUUCUGUUUAAAUCAACGAUGAGGAAUACACAUUGUUUGUUAAUCGUAAUAUUUUUCUCGUGUGGGGCUGUUGGCAAUACAAGUGAUGAAAGCUAUGAAUCCGCACAUAGUUUUCGAACAGUUAUCAAAGACUAUUGUGAUUGGAAAUAUUCAUGCUGCGAACCAACGGAAGCACUUUCACUCUGCAAAGAACUUUGCUUCAAUUCAAUUAACUGUACCGAUCCUGACGAGGAGGUAUUCGGGCGACUGCAGGUGGCGACAUCAUUCGGAUUUUUAAAAUCCAGAGGAGGAUUUCUGGAAAAACCCACCCAUCGCCCGGCAAAAGUGGUCUGCCCAGAAGGAUACCGACCGGAUCAUCGAAAUCGCUGCCGACUGGUGUUUGAUUUUUAACCUAUUUUUAGUUUCUAUAUACUCGUGUAAGCACCACAUACAGAAUGUUUAGUAAUACACUCUAUUGAACGAACCAAAAUACUGAGUUACAUUCCAUCGCAUGAUAAGCGCACCGAAGCUUAAUCCCUCGUGGUUCUUAUCAAUCGGUUCCAAAAUGAAAGAUAACACAUUCCGUUUUUUCCACCAAUAAUUUUGUUUCUUUAUCGCACAACGUAUCGUCACGAGGUCAAGUAAACAGUGGCUGACGAAGAACAAGUGAAGAUGGUGCUUAAAAUUGUGCCGAUCAUUACACUCAUUCACAUCUCAAUACAGUCAACUUCAGCUGAAAACAUUCUCUUUCUGCAACCAUUGCCGUCCAAAAGCCAUCAUAUCUGGAACAAACAAAUCUUCGAUCGUCUGUACAACAAUGGCCACAACCUCACGAUACUUUCGUUCGAACCGGAAAAAUCCACUCCCGGCAAGACAUUUCUCAUGAUUGAUAAUUUCAUGGAAAAGUUCAAGGCCGAAUACGACGAGGAGUUGAUUCCCACAGCCCAACUGAACCCAUUCACAAACAUUGUAGUGAUGUAUAAAUUCCUCAACACUGCCAGUCGAAUCCUGGCCAAAGAAGAUGCCAUUCGGCAGCUUUUGUCCUACCCGAAAAGCUUUAAAUUCGAUCUAAUCAUUCACGACUUUACAAUGGGACAGUUCCUGCUUGGAUUCGUGGAAUACUUCGGAAAUCCCCCGCUGGUAUCGAUUUCGGCCUUCAACAUCCCCUCCUACGUAACGACCAUUGCUGAUGCACCGUUGUACACGACAUACAUGCCUCAUUUUUCAUCAGGGUACGAUACCCGAAUGAACUUCCUGGAGAGGGCCAAAAACACUCUGUAUUGGGCAUUCGAUAUUUUCUAUCGAAAUCAAAUCUACAUGACAAACGAGGAUCGCCGGGCAAAGCAACUGUUCGGCAGAGACUCUACUUCAGUGAAAGUGAUUGAAAAACGCUCCGACGUCAUUCUGGUCAACAACGACUUCAGCAUGGAUUAUUACCAACCGUUACCACCGAAUGUGAUCCCCGUCGGAGGCUUACACAUAUCUCGCAGCGAAGAGGUACCACCUAUCGUCAAGCAGUUUAUCGCCCGGGCCAUCAAAGGUGUGAUUCUGGUUAGUUUCGGAACCAAUAUUGCUAGCGAAAAUUUGGGCGAAAAUGUAAACAACGACAUGUACAAAGUUUUCCAUAGUAUGCCAGAAUACGGGUUUAUUUGGAAGCAUGGAAACCCGGAGACACUGGGAGCGAUUCCACCUAACUUGCUGGUGAUGAAAUGGGUUCCGCAAGCUAUGAUCUUGGCUCACCCUAGAACGAAGCUGUUCAUCAGUCAUGCGGGACUUCUGAGUCUUCAGGAAGCCACUUGGCAUGGGGUUCCGGUGAUCGCUAUACCCUUCUUUGCCGAUCAGUAUUCCAACGCGGAUAAAAUAGUGAGCGCACGCGUUGGUGUAAAACUACCCCUGACGGACAUUAACGAGCCCAAUUUGAAGCAAACUAUCCUGCAAGUGGUCAACGAUUCUAGGUACCACGCGAAGAUGAAGGAACGUUCGUAUCUCUUCAAAGGCCAACCCGACUCUCCCCUAGACCGGGCGAUAUUCUGGAUUGAGAAAGUUAUUGAAAACAAAGGUCUGAGUUAUCUACGCUCACCCUCGCACGAGAUGAAUAUUUUCCAAAUGUACGGACUAGACAUGAUAGGAACAGUUCUGUUGGUAGCCUUCUGCUACUAUCUUAUCAUCAGAAAACACAUCCGAAAAGUAGUUUCCACCGAUAGAAACAAACCAAAGAAAGAAUAAACUGGUUCCCACGCUCCAUUGAAAUCAAUCGCCGCCUUCAACGAUGUCGAUACUUGCUUUUUGAUGAUAACAACUUUUAAAUAAUCCAUUCCAUUGAUAUUCUCGAUGAGACAGUUGCAACUAACUGUCGAGAAGAACUUGUUUUGUCAGUAGAUGUACGAUACAAGAAUUGCUUAUCUAUUAAGCCUUUUGAUCUCAGCGAUGUAAAAUUGGAUUUCAGGACACGAAAAAAUGUCCCCACAUAUCUUCACCAUGAUCGGCAAAUGUUUUGUUUUCCGAAAACAAAAUCUCUAAAAUUAUCGCCGGCGUAAAAAACUCAAAACCGAUCACUAAACAAGAUAACCACGUUUUCAGGCAAGAAAAAAUGAUGAUUUA